GUCUAGAACAGAACGUAGAAAAUUAUUGCAGCGCUCGCCACGUUAACGCGCCGCAUCGCAUUUAAAUACAGUGAACAUAUAUAACAAUUCGUUUUAUCGUUAUCAUUAAUUAAGCGGUAUCUAAAAUGGCCAUCGCCGAGCACGAUAACGUUUUUAUAUUUGUGCCAAAUUUGAUUGGUUAUGCACGCAUCGUUUUGGCCCUGAUUGCGUUUUGGUUCAUGUCCACGAACUACGUGAUUGCCGGCUGGUGUUAUAUAAUCAGUGCAUUACUGGAUGCCGUCGACGGACAUGCUGCCCGCGCCUUCAAUCAGAGCACACGAUUUGGCGCCAUGCUGGACCAGCUGACGGAUCGUUGCGGCACGACAGGAUUGCUGGUGACCUUGGCCUAUUUCUAUCCACGCUAUAUGUUCUGGUUCCAGCUGUCGAUUGCCAUUGAUGUCGCCUGUCAUUGGCUCUACAUGCAGACGAGCGUUGUGGUUGGACGCGUCUCGCAUAAGGUGAAUGAUAAUUUUGUGAUGCGCAUCUAUUAUCAGAAGGAUGUGCUCACCUUUAUGUGCUGCGUUAAUGAGCUCUUCUACGUUUGCCUGUAUCUCUUGCAUUUCACCUAUGGACCCCUGAUUUUUGGCGCCUCGUUGUUCAAAAUAUUGGCCUUCCUCACCGGCCCCUUUGCCGUGCUCAAGGCCCUGAUCUCUGUUAUGCAUGCUUAUGUUGCUGGCGUCGAUUUGGCAGCUGUAGAUGUUCGUGAGCGACAGGAGAAGCGUCAGAAAGCCGAGCCAGUUGUUGCUGGCAAGAAGCUGGAAUAAAAACAAUGCAAAAAGCACUUUACUAAAAGUACGAAGCAACACUCUUGAUUCCAAAUAACUAAAACUAAAACAAAUGAAAAAAGGAGAAAAAAAUAACAUUGUGAAAGAAGAGAAAAAUCAACUAACUUAUAAUAGUCAAUUUUUAGUAAGUUAUUAGUAUGCACUAUUGCUAAUUUGUUGAUUUUAUUUUGUAUUUUUAGUUUAACAUUUAAUUUGAAUUCGGGCGGGCGACACUUGCGUCAAUAUUUUUAUCACAAGUGAUUUUAAGCAUUAUAAUUGUAUAUUUAUUUGCCUAAGUUAAAGUUAAUGUUAAUUUAUAAAUUUUUGUGACGCUUAUACAAACACACACACACAUACAGAUCCAUGGAUAUAUAAUUAUAUACGAGUAUAUAUACAAAUAUAUGUAUUUAGUAAUGCAUGUGAAAGAAAUUGCAAAACUUGUUAGAUGGGUUCAUAAUUAAUGUCAUCCAUUUUAAAUGAAUUUUUAAAUAUAACCAACUAAUUCAAUGUAUGUGUAUUUAACAUAAGACGUAGCAACAAUUGGUACCUAUUACUUAUUAAAUGGCGAGACCUGCAAAUUGAAGGAUCAACAAGAAAAACAAUGGCGAUAUUAGUCAAAAUCGUUUAAAAAAGAAUUACAACCAAAAUAAAAAUCUACAAACUGUUGUUGUCAGUGGUAAAUACGUUAAAUAAACUAAAUAGUUUUGUGUGCUAAAUUACCCAGUUAAAUUGAUUGUUCUUAAUACACAUCACACGGACAUUUUUGAAUGACGCGCCAAGCGAUUAGAGCAACUGUAUUUGCAGCCCUGGCUAAAACCGAUCAAACAAGCUGUGCGGCGAUAGUAGUCAAAAACAUCAUAAAUUUUAAGCAAAAAAUGUAAAACAA
Drosophila innubila is the source of this 1689-nucleotide messenger RNA. It is a transcript of the gene Pis, whose product is annotated as CDP-diacylglycerol--inositol 3-phosphatidyltransferase. The record is from RefSeq and is a predicted model, not a curated record. Gene Ontology annotation, cellular component: Golgi apparatus; membrane. NCBI's taxonomy places the organism in Eukaryota, Metazoa, Arthropoda, Insecta, Diptera, Drosophilidae. The coding region runs from base 126 to 803 and encodes 225 amino acids. Gene Ontology annotation, molecular function: CDP-diacylglycerol-inositol 3-phosphatidyltransferase activity. The transcript has 5 exons. Gene Ontology annotation, biological process: phosphatidylinositol biosynthetic process.